Messenger RNA from Hypoxylon trugodes, 1189 nucleotides. RefSeq lists its product as uncharacterized. NCBI's taxonomy places the organism in Eukaryota, Fungi, Ascomycota, Sordariomycetes, Xylariales, Hypoxylaceae. The record is from RefSeq and is a predicted model, not a curated record. The transcript is spliced from 2 exons. The coding region runs from base 494 to 691 and encodes 65 amino acids.
UAAUUAUCCUUUUUUUUUACGUUGUAUUUCAAAAUCUCCGUAUUGUACUUCUAAACGUAUUAUACAUUCGAAUACCAUACCAUCAUCAACACCACACCACACCUUAGAGACCCCAAAUCUUACAGACAUCUAGAACUCGUCUCGCGUCCGGCUUCUUUCCGGGCAUAUGAUGAUCUUAUGUCUUUCUCUAUUACCACCCAGUUUUCAAAAUCGCUAGAAAUAGAUUUCAGGCCACCCAGUUGUGUGAGGCUCUGAGGAUCCUAGAAUAGAACUGAUGGAGUUCGCAGUCCACCUAGUACCAUGUUAAGAAUCUCCUAUUGCGGUUAUUGCUGCCUUCAUCCAUGACUUGUGAAUUAUAAUAUACUCCGUUCUUCUUGUUUCCCUAUCACUCGAGCGUUUCUACUGCCUUUUAUGAUACUUUAAGCGACCUAGAUAUUUACUCAGGUACCGUACCCAGGCAAUAUUUAGAAAAACCCCUGAUUUGACCACAGCUAUGGAGAAUACCAUGAACAGUGCUAUCAAUAUCUACUGUAUAGCUUCGUUUUUAUUGUUCACCGUUGCCGUACAUUCAGGAUUGUGGAGAAGAGUCAGUCUAUCUACUCGUUACGCUGGAGGAACAAUGCUCUUCACGAUCUCCGUCCUCUGUGCCUAUUUGAAAUUCAAGCUUCUAUUGCCAGACCACAACAAUUAAGCCUCGUGCGACCAAAAGGGUAGGAUGUGCCUCCUCGGAGAGUGAGACCUCGGCUCUAAACUGAAUGCUAAACUUUUCACAGUGUCCUUCCGAGGAACCAAUGCCGAUCGUUUACUUGUCCUACACACGCGUGAGAAUGAUUGGUGGGAUAGAUGGAGUCAUAGUAUAAUAUAAAGCUGUUAGAUGUGACAUGAAUUGGUGCGACAAUAGAUACUACCUACCUAUAUAGAUGACAUCCUAAUAUUUGAUAACUGAGACCCAACACGGUUACACAAUAGGGGCCAAUCCCAACAUACGCCCAUAGGGUGCGGAUAUAUCAUGUUAGGCAGGUGUUACACCAUAAGCGGGUGUGAAUGGUGUAACAUGAGUAUGUAGUAUCCCAUGUAGGCGCAAGCCAACACUCUAAUAUGAGACGUGCAAUCCAACUGUCGAUCGUCAGCAACUGAAGACCUAUAGGCCGAGAACUUCGCAAUACCUUGGCAGCGUGGUGCAUUUGUC